Molecule: messenger RNA, 1489 nt
Organism: Folsomia candida
Lineage: Eukaryota; Metazoa; Arthropoda; Collembola; Entomobryomorpha; Isotomidae
Product: probable phosphoglycerate kinase
Exons: 8
Coding region: 134-1390 (418 amino acids)
Biological process (GO): glycolytic process; gluconeogenesis
Cellular component (GO): cytosol
Molecular function (GO): ADP binding; ATP binding; phosphoglycerate kinase activity
Source: RefSeq, a predicted model, not a curated record
GUACAUACGUGCAACCUUGAACCUAUGCUAAAACUCCACUUUUCUUCUACAUGUGACAAGCGAGUGCAAGGAUUUGUACAAUUUAUUCCAAAUUUUCAUAUUCCAUACUGACCGAAAACAAACAAUACUGAAAAUGUCCGUCUUCAAAAAACUCCCGAUCGACAAAGUGGACUUGAAGGGAAAACGAGUGUUGAUUCGAGUGGAUUUCAAUGUCCCUCUCACGAAAACAGCUCCCAUCACGAUUACCAACACCCAACGGAUCACUGCCGCCCUGCCCACAAUUAACCACGCCCUGGCCACGGCCCGCUGUGUCAUCCUAGCGUCGCACUUGGGACGACCUGAUGGAUUUCCGAACGAGAAAUACACGCUGAAACCGGUCGCGGAGGAGUUGGAACGUCUUUUGAAAACCAAAGUCCACUUUUUGAAAGACUGCGUUGGAGACGAGGUUGAACAAUUCUGCUCUACGGCGAGUGGUCUUGUGCUGCUGGAAAAUUUGAGGUUUCAUCUAGAGGAAGAGGGCAAAGGGGUGGAUCCAAAGAGUGGAGAAAAGGUGAAAGCCACGGCUGAUCAAGUAAAGUCUUUCCGUGCUUCGUUGAGGAAGCUUGCAGAUGUUUAUAUCAAUGACGCCUUUGGAACAGCCCACAGAGCUCACAGUUCCAUGAUGGGGGAUGGCUAUGAAAUAAGGGCUAGCGGGUUCUUGCUGAAAAAGGAACUAGAUUAUUUUGCAAAAGCAUUGGAUCAGCCAGAACGACCCUUUCUCGCCAUCCUGGGCGGAGCCAAAGUCGCUGAUAAAAUUCUACUGAUUGAAAACCUAUUGGAGAAAGUGGAUUCCAUGAUUAUCGGAGGUGGAAUGGCAUUCACGUUUUUGAAGGUCUUAAAUGGUGUUGAGAUUGGCAAUAGUUUGUACGAUUCUGAAGGAGCCACUAUUGUGCCCAAAUUAGUGGAGAAAGCAAAGGCUAAGAACGUAACGAUUCAUCUACCCAUCGACAUGACGAUAGCAGAUGCUUUCUCCGCAACGGCAAAUGUCGAAAGCGUAAAAGCUUCUGAUGGGGUUAAGGCAGGAUGGAUGGGGUUGGAUGUUGGCCCGGAAAGUGCCAAAUUGUUUGCUGAUGUCGUCAAAAGUGCAAAGACUAUUGUCUGGAACGGGCCAAUGGGUGUUUUCGAAUUUGAAGCAUUCGCUGCUGGAACCAAAACUGUGAUGGAUGCAGUAGUAGAUGCUACAAAAUCAGGAACUGUUUCUAUCAUUGGUGGCGGAGACACUGCGACAUGCUGCGCUAAAUGGGGGACUGAAGAAGCUGUCAGUCAUGUUAGUACAGGUGGUGGUGCAAGUUUGGAGUUAUUGGAAGGAAAAGUCCUUCCGGGAGUGGCAGCAUUGUCCGAUGAUGCUUAAAUUCCACUUCAUAAGUCUUUAUGUUGGAUGAUUAUUAUAGUAUCAUUAAGUAGUUAACCAGACAAUAAAGGGCCCUUAAGAAUGUAAUUGCAAAUUAAA